GCAGAAUUUUUCCGUGUUGGAUAUCUGCCUGUGGGUAUUAUUUUUUUUAAAAGUCUUUCAGCAAAAAUAGCUGAUAGCCUUUUUAUACUGAUCUUUUUUGUCACAUCAAGUGGUUCUGGUAACCUUUCCUCUGAAAAUUUCAGAUAUUCCACAGAUGUUGCAGAAAGCAUUUAAAAAUGAGGUGAUGUAUAUUCUCAGAGAAACCUUAGCUGGGUUGAGGUGGCACAGGGAAGUAAGCUGAGAAGUAAGCCACCCCAUUUAAAUAGCAAGGCAAGCAUGAGCAAGAUGUUUUUGGAAAGUGCUGAGGAUAACUGGCAAAAUAGAUUCAAAGAAUGAAAUCAGUGGAAAGAAACUGCCUUGAAAGGCAGUGAGAAAAUUGGUGUGGGAGGGAAUGGAAAAGAAAAUUUGUCAUUUUUUGUUUGGGAGAUACUAAAUUUGCUAGAAAAGGUAAAGAACAGCAUGGGAUGUGCUUACAGACCUCAGAAGUGAGAAGCAGUGAGGCUGUGUAGGAGGUUUGGAAGAGGAAGGAGAGACAGAUCUGAAGAGCUGGGCUCAGAAGUGUUGUGGGUGGGGAGACUGUAAGAUUGACUGAGGAAAUUAAGGGAGUAGUUUGGCAGUUAGAGCAGGCAGAGACCUUGUUCAUGCAUGGGGAAAGCUGAACAUCAGCAUCAGGAUGAGACCUGAUGGGCAUCUGGGAAGCUGGAAGCCAGGAUUCGCAAACUGACAGGGAAUUAUAUGAGAAGCCUUUUGGAGAUGAGGUGAGGAUUUGCUGACACUGGGUUAAAAGCUUGAGAACUGGAGAUGGGGACUGGGGAGUAAGGGGGGCCCACCUGGGCUUAUGGCUGAGGGACAAUCACUGGUGCCUGUAUAAAUACUUUGUCCAGCAGGAGGGGAAGGCAGUGCUGGGAGUAAAGUGCAAGCAAGUGGGAUUUGAGGUACCAGAAUUGGAAGAAUCUGAGCAGGUCAUGCAAAUAGAGACGGUGAGGGAAGCAGGGGGAAUUUGUGCUAAGGAUCACUCUCCACCAGUGACAGGAAUGACAUCCAGCAUGCCUGAAUCUCACUAUUUUGUUGCUGUCGGCAGACAAUUCUGAUGGUCUUGGGUCUCAUCCUUUUCAACCCCAGGCUUGAUCAGAAGAUAACCUGCUGCAGUAUUGGUUAUUCUAUCAGGUCCCUUAGGCUCAUCUAGAUUCCAAAGAAGAAAAAGUUGUUACUCCCCCAUGGUGUAAGUGACUGUUGAUGCAUACUGGGAUUUUGAAUUAGCGGUUUACAUAAGAAGAUCCAGCAGCCAUUACCAGAGAUUUUCCCUGCCUUCCAGUGACUGGCCCUACUGAUACCUUUCUUCACCUGUGGCUUCGAAUCUGUCACGAACACACGCAGAUUUCCAGUUUAGAAGUAUCUUCAUCUUCCUUCCUGUGAAAAUACUAUGAAUCUGAAGGCAUUAAUUUUCCUUCUCCCAAAUUUCAUUUUUGGGAUAUUUCUUUUUGGGUUUUUCUGUAGAAGACAAAAAAAUCUAAUGGUUGCAGAUUCUUUUCCUGGUCUCACUGAAGAUUGGCUAACAAUUCAAAAUGAUCGCAGAAACACACUGGCUUCCCUCUGCCAGAAGAACAACCUCAUUAAAUUAAAAAGUGCAUUGGAUUCUCUUGUUGCAAGCCGGAUUUUUGUGGAGCACAAACAUAAAUUUACCUACUGUGAGGUGCCCAAAGUAGGCUGCUCUAACUGGAAGAGAACUAUUUUCAUUCUCCAAGAAGGCUUGAAUGUGGAAGCUUCUGAAAUUGAGCAUGACCAUAUUCACCAAACCUCACUGAUCAAAAGGCUGAGUGCUUACCCUCCUGCCAUGCGAGAGGAAUUUCUAAACAAUUACACCAAAGUGAUGUUCACCAGACAUCCAUUGGAACGGCUGGUGUCGGCUUACAGAGACAAGCUUCUGCACUCUGAGCCAUACUAUAGUACCACUGUUGCUAAUCAGAUUAAGGCAAUGUUCAGGAAAAACAAAAAUUCCUCUGAAAAAGUGAGUUUCCAGGAGUUUGUCAGUUUCAUUACAGCGAAACCACCAAAUACUCUUGACAUUCACUGGAAACCAAUGUUUCUACUCUGUGAUCCUUGCAACAUUCACUAUGAUAUUCUGGGCAAGUACGAAACUCUUGGGUUAGAUUCUGUGCAAGUUCUGAAGGCAAUUGGUGCACCAGAGAGCCUGCAGUACCCCAGCUUGAAGAGAUAUGGCUCAGAGAAACGAACUAAUAGUGAUAUCACCUUGGAGUACCUCAGACAAUUGAGCUUAGAACAAAUUGAGAAGAUACAAAAAUUAUAUCAAAUGGAUUUUCUCUUGUUCAACUAUACUUUGAAAUAUGAGAACUGUGACAUUAAUGCAGCUUAAACAGUGAAAAUUUUCAUUCAUACAAGAUGAGCUUGAACUUGUCCUCAAAGGUGCUUGAUGUAUAGGUAUAUUACAGAUGAUGCGAUUUUAGUGGUGUUUAGAGACAUGGUUUUAUUCGUUGUAAGCACUCAUAACAAAUCUGUGCUUUGAUCUGUGGUACAGUGUUUAGCUAUAUGAUUUUUUUUUUCUUUCUGAUAAUCAUAUAGAUAUGUUUGCGUCAAAAAGGCUGCUUGUAAAAGAUAGAUUUUUUUAGUCGGUUGGUAGAAGAAGAGAGAAGGGUGAAGAAUGCUGUUCUUCACAAUUAGUAUUUUACAGAAUUUUUUUAUUAAAACAAUAUUUUUUUUAAGAAAAAGACAUAAAGCAAUAGAUAAUAUACUUAAGUGUUAAACCAUUCUGUCUAUAAAAGCCUCAAACAUGAAUCCUGUAGGAAAGAAGCAAAUAACUUCAGAUACUUGGACCUGUGUUAGAGAACUUAAUACCUGAUUAUAUUCCUCUCUGGCAGUGCUCUUCCUGCAACAUGCCAGCCUCUUCCAUCGAGCAACAUCUUCAGCUGCAGUCCAGCAGGUCUCCCCUUAUGUGUCUUCAGAUUCUUUUUACCACCUUUGUGGAUAUGAUGAUCUGAUCUAAGAGGAAAAUCUAAAAAAUGUCUUCCUUAGAGAUGAAAUUAGGGGUACUUUCUAGACUGUACAAUGGAGGUGGUGCAGGAUCUGAAGUUAUGGUGGGAAUGUGGCUCUGACCUAUUCUCCAAAAGUACUUAGCACCAACUAAUCAGCCAGUCAACAAAGGGGGGACACUGUUGAGGCUUUUCACAUCUGUAGCUGCUGGAGAUCAUGAGCCUUGGAGACUUACCUGAAUAAGAUACUUAGGUGAAGGUGAUAUAUAACAGGCUCUACCUGUUGCUUUCUCACCUCACAGAAAGAUGAAUGCAAAUUAACUGCAGAGUUAUGGUGAGGGAAACAAUUAAGAGUGUGUGAGAAGCCAUUUAAAACAUAAUCCAUCUCUUCCAGUCUUAAGUGGCUUUCGUUUUAGAUCAGGGAGAUCUGUUAAGUACUUUUGCCCUAUUUUUUGGAAACCUAGUCCCACUGAAAAUGAUUUGCUAUCAUGUCAAUUGUAACUAUUUUCAGAAAUUUUCCAUUAAUUUCACUUUAAGCAAUGCUGAUUUCUGGAGCAAACUUUAACUGCACUUAACAGUGAGAUUUAAGAGAUUUUAUUUCCUACCAUCUGUAUCUGCAAAUAAACAAAGACUGGCCAGGCUAGUCCUUGAUCCAGUGAUGGUUCACAGCUUAUUACACAGAAAAGGACAAGAUAAUUUAAUAGCACUGGAGCUUACUAGCUGUGUAGCCAUUCCUGACAGCAGAAUGGCCUAGAAUAGUUAAAAGGAGAUUGGGAAAAGUGGACGAUCUGAGAACUCCUGAGAAUUAUUGGGAGGGCUCCUUGUGUAGUCAGUGGGAUUUAGGGCUGGUCUACUCCAAAGAGAAGUGAUAUAUUGGUCAUCAGCUGGAAACAGACCAUGGAAAGAGGUAGAGGCAGAAGAGGGUGUGUGCAGCCCUUCGCAAUGGCUGAUUGUACAUAAAGCCAGGAUUGCUGUUCAGUAUGUCUUGCAGUUCUUGAAUGGAUAACUAUUUCAUAAAUUGGACAGCUUUGGCAAAGAAAGGAUCCAAAGCAAGAAGCCUAAGCAAUCUCAACAACUUUAAAAAAUUAAAAUCUUGUAUUUCUCUUCCCAAUGAUUCACGGCUCUGAAUCAUCAUAUUUGGUAUCCCUACAGUCCUAUUAUCCCCCAACAUUCAUGCCUCUCUGGACAGCCUGUACUUUAUAAAGUUUUUAAAUUAUUUUAUUUGUGCUGAGGCAGAGGAAGCUGAAAAAGAAUUCCCAUUGAAGUUCAGUCUGCACAAAAGGAUGUGGCCUUUGUCUUUCCUGAAUCAGAUUUAGUGCCAUCUCCAGCUAUAUACUACUCCUAUCUUUUGUCAGAUCAUGAGGAGAAAAAAGAGGGAAAAUAAGAUUUGCUUGAUAACUUUCUUCUGCAUGAUAACUCCUUCCAGAGCUGUAAGCUUCGGCACAGGUACUUAAAUUUUUUGCCACCACCAGCCAACCUAGGAAAUGUCUGAAGAAAUGGUACUGAUGAAGGUAUCUGCUUGUCAGUACUUUUGUGUUAACACUCCUCACCAAUUUCGUGCUGUUAUGCAUGGGUGGCUUUCUAUUCUUACUUCUUCUUUCUCAUGGAAUCACAUAUAUAUUCUUCCUACAGUGGCGACAGAAAAUGGAUGGGUAAUACAUUUGUCACCAAAUGCUAGUCAGUAACUGGGGGCUACUGAUGCAGAAAAACCUCUGUAGCUAUUCAUGACAGACUUUCAGACUUCUAGCAUUUAUCUAUAUGCAAACUGUAUGCAGUAAAUUUCCAGGAACUACUUGCUGCUGUAAUUAUGUCUAGCUGAUGUGGAUCUCAACAACAAUCAUGGAGGAUGUAAGUGUGCACAUACAACUUCAGAUAUUCUGGAAGGAAACAGUGUACAAGAACAGUUGUGUAUCAACACUAACAAAAGGAGGAUGAUAGUUGAACUGCUGGAAAGUAGAGGGAAAAAAAAAAAAAAAAAAAAAGGCCAUUACCUUGUAAAGGCUGCUAUAACAUUCUCCUGCAGGUCUCUGUCCAUGCUCAAUCCAGCUCACUACAUUUCUACCUCUCAGCUUGCAAAUAAUCCGCAUCUUCUCCCUUCCAAGAGCUGCUGUUCGGUGAGGCAGGAGCACACGAGCUCUGCAGUAUUUCAGAGUUGUUGGUGACUUGUUUUGUGCUGUCAGUGGAGACCGUGCCACUUGCUUUAUUCUCCAGGUGACUCGUAGGGCUCAUUUCACGAAAUAGCCUUUUAAGUUCUCCAAUUAAAAGACUUACCAUUAUUUCAUCCUUGGUACUGCAAUAUAAUAAAACUUGAUGGAGGCUCUUGACCUAAUCCUAAUUAGUCUGAAAGAACUUCAAGACACCUGUACACUUAAUUGUGAAAAGGAGAAGACAAUUACCUCUUGAGAAGAGGUAAGUAGAGAAAUUUCUUGCACUCUCCUCUCUACAAGUGUACUAUCCAGAAUAGAGGCUCCUGGCUGAACCGGCUCCCACCUAUGCUUGCAGGAGAAGAAUGUCUGGGGGACUUCAUUCAUUUCAGCUCUAACUCUGGGUAUUGGUUUCCUGGGAGGAAGUUGGGUUCUUUCAGAUGGGUCAGGGAUGAAGGCAGCGUGGAGGGGAGAGAGGCUCAGGUCUCAGAGUAGAUUAGAAAGGGUAGAGGAUUGCUACAAUUGAUCUUCUGAUUUAUCAUUAUAUUUGUCUGUGAUAUAACUGUUGCUAUGCUUUAUACCUAAUUACUGUAAUAAAUGGUAGUGAGUUAAUACAUUAAUCCAUUUGUUCAUCCUUCUCAGUAACAUCUGUUUUUAAAGAAAAACCACAAUGCUUAGGGCUGUUCCAUCAAAUCAACGUAGCCACAAGCUAUUGGACAACAAUUAAAAGCCAUUUGACUUCUUCAGUACUUUAAUAUAAAGUUGUCUCACAGGAUUUUGGGAAGAGUUGGAAGAAUGAGGAAGUAUUAAUGGACAUUCAAGUUUGGAUAAAAUACAAAG
Molecule: messenger RNA, 5971 nt
Organism: Centrocercus urophasianus (Greater sage-grouse)
Lineage: Eukaryota; Metazoa; Chordata; Aves; Galliformes; Phasianidae
Product: carbohydrate sulfotransferase 9-like
Exons: 5
Coding region: 1424-2374 (316 amino acids)
Biological process (GO): carbohydrate biosynthetic process; proteoglycan biosynthetic process
Cellular component (GO): membrane
Molecular function (GO): sulfotransferase activity
Source: RefSeq, a predicted model, not a curated record